Molecule: messenger RNA, 204 nt
Organism: Trichophyton rubrum CBS 118892
Lineage: Eukaryota; Fungi; Ascomycota; Eurotiomycetes; Onygenales; Arthrodermataceae
Exons: 2
Coding region: 1-204 (67 amino acids)
Source: RefSeq, a predicted model, not a curated record
AUGUCUCAUACUGGACACAUUAAAAUAGGUGAUAUUAGGACAAGCAUGCUAUUGCAUCGGAAUGAGAAAAAUCUCGAUAUUCAGGCAAUUGGGUAUAUGGUUCGGGAAAUCAUAAAACCGGGAAAUAGUAAACUAUACCCACGAAAAUUUUCACUUAAAGACCCUUCAAAAUGGAAUUCGGAUAUGCUUGACUUCUUUAAAUAG